This is a messenger RNA of Chaetomium strumarium, 2211 nucleotides long. RefSeq names its product peptidase M24, structural domain-containing protein. The record is from RefSeq and is a predicted model, not a curated record. The transcript is spliced from 4 exons. Lineage: Eukaryota; Fungi; Ascomycota; Sordariomycetes; Sordariales; Chaetomiaceae. The coding region runs from base 154 to 2169 and encodes 671 amino acids. Gene Ontology annotation, molecular function: metalloaminopeptidase activity.
ACCUGUGACGGUCACCUUAAACCUGCGUACCUCCCGUUGCCGAAUGAGAAACGCUAUCGUGCAUCCCGCCUGCCUAACUCGACAUUUACCUACUCCGGCUUGGCUCUGACUUGGGCCCGACACGGUUAGGGCCAAACCUCCGUUGGGGAAUCCAUGUGGCACAUAUGGGCGCGGCAUAGCUCGAACUCGGCCUCCUCGUUGUUGCUGCGUUCCCUCCCGGUCUCCCUGUCUCGAUCCUGCCCACCCGCUUCUGCCAUUGCUUUGCUUAGAGCUAAGAGGAGAUUUCAAACCCAGACUGUUGGCUCACCCUCAGUUGAGGAGAUGGAGACUGUCGACACAACAGCGCGGCUGGCCGCUCUGCGGUCGCUAAUGAAGGAGAAGGGCGUCGAUAUCUAUGUGGUACCGUCCGAGGACAGCCACGCCUCCGAGUACAUUGCAGCAUGCGACGCCCGGCGGGCUUUCAUCUCUGGCUUCACCGGGUCGGCGGGAACCGCAGUAGUCACACACACCAAGGCCGCCCUCGCCACCGACGGCCGCUACUUCAACCAGGCCGGCAAACAGUUGGACGGCAACUGGCAUCUCCUGAAGACGGGCAUGCAAGAUGUCCCGACAUGGCAGGAGUGGACGGCCGGUGAGUCAGAGGGAGGCAAGACCGUGGGUGUCGAUCCGACCCUGAUCUCGAGCUCCAUCGCCGAGAAGCUGGAAGAGAGCGUCAAGAAGAGCGGGGGUGCCGGGGUGAAGGCUGUCAGUGAGAACUUGGUGGAUUUGGUUUGGGGAACCGACAGGCCUCCUCGCACCAAUAACCCUAUUGUGCUCCUACCGGAGAGGUAUUCGGGGAAGGACACGGCAACAAAACUCAGCGAGCUGCGGAAGGAGCUGGGAAAGAAGAAGGCCGCUGGCUUCGUCUUGUCAAUGCUUGAUGAGAUCGCGUGGCUCUUCAACCUCCGCGGCAGCGACAUCGACUACAACCCAGUGUUCUUCUCGUACGCCAUCGUUACGCAAGACUCGGCGACGCUGUAUGUGGACGAUUCUAAGCUGAACGAGGAGUGCCGGAAAUAUCUGGAUCAGAACAAGGUCUCGAUUAAGCCUUACGAUACCUUGUUUGCGGAUGCGAAGGCCUUAGCCAGCGCCGCAGAGGCGAAUAGCGCUUCUGGCUCCUGCAAAAAGUACCUCGUAUCCAACAAGGGAUCUUGGGCGUUGAAACUCGCCCUCGGAGGGGACAAGUUCGUCGACGAGGUCAGAAGCCCGGUUGGUGACGCCAAAGCUGUCAAGAACGACACGGAGCUAGAAGGUAUGAGGCAAUGCCACAUCCGGGAUGGCGCCGCGUUGAUCAAGUACUUUGCCUGGCUGGAGGAUCAGCUUAUCAACAAGAAGGCGGUCCUCGACGAGGUGGCCGCUGCUGACAAGCUGGAGGAGCUGCGCAAGGAACAAAAGGACUUCGUCGGCCUCUCCUUUGACACUAUUUCAUCAACAGGGCCAAAUGCUGCCGUUAUCCACUACAAGCCAGAAAGGGGAGCAUGUGCCGUCAUCGACCCGAACGCCAUCUAUCUUUGCGAUUCAGGGGGUCAGUAUCUGGACGGCACGACCGACGUCACGAGAACGCUGCACUUCGGGACCCCGUCACCCCAAGAAAGGAAGGCCUAUACGCUUGUGCUCAAGGGCAACAUUGCGCUGGAUACGGCAGUCUUCCCCAAGGGCACGACCGGUUUUGCCAUCGACUGCUUAGCCCGGCAGUUCCUCUGGAAAACGGGCCUGGACUACCGCCACGGCACAGGUCAUGGCGUGGGCUCGUACCUCAACGUUCACGAAGGGCCGAUCGGCAUCGGCACGAGGAAGCAGUACGCCGACGUCGCCCUCGCGGCGGGCAACGUGCUCUCCAUCGAGCCGGGCUUCUACGAGGACGGCGCGUACGGCAUCCGCAUCGAGAACCUGGCACUUGUUCGCGAGGUCAAGACGGAGCACUCAUUCGGCGACAAGCCCUUCCUCGGGUUCGAGCAUGUCACCAUGGUGCCGUACUGCCGCAACCUUAUCGACGUGACGCUGCUCACCAAGGAAGAGAAGGAGUGGCUGAAUGAGAGCAACGGGCAGAUCCGCAAGUGCAUGGAGGGGUACUUCGCGGAUGAUGCGCUGACUAAAGCGUGGUUGGAGAGGGAGACGCAGCCUUUUUGAAAUCUAUCUAUGUAGCGAUUUGACCGUCGAGUCGAGUGAGGA